AUGCCCUUACCCUUUGAAUUCGAGGGGAAGGGGGUGGUGUGGUUGGAGAACCAGCAAGAAGACGCACAGUUUCUUGUACCUUAUGCAAAUCCACUUGUACAUUUUCAGAAUUUGGUAAACAAGAAGAGGAAGUACUACUUCAACGAGCCAAGGUCUGUCCUGGAUAACAUCACCACCAGUCCAAGUCCUCCUGCUUCGACAUCAACCCUGUCUUCUUCUCACGGCGGUGCUGAAACAGCCGGGGUGGCGGCGCUUUCUUCCAAAUGGCCACCGCCGGAAAAUCAAGAAACCAGCACCUCCAAUGUGGGAGGAGUUCUUGACCUCCACCACUUUCAACAACUGCCUCUUGAAGAGAAAUGUGGCGGAAUGGAGGACUGGGAGAACGGAGACUCCAGCCAAGACCAGGCCAUGCUCCGGUGGAUCAUGGGUGAUGUGGAAGACCCAUCUAUGGGUUUAAACAAAAUGCUUCAUGGAAACCCCGGUGGUGACUUCGAGUUUAACGGUGGGUUUGGUGUUGUAGAUCAAGGUUGUAUAGGUCUCGAUUCCGGCAACCCAGUUGUCAGCCAAAUCGGAAACUUAUCCUCAAACCCUCAACUUCCACCAUCUCCGACGCCGGCCAUGUUCAACAACAACCACCAUCAUCAUCAAAAUCAAAUCUUUUCACCGUUAAACGAAACCCAGAUGCUCCCAUUUGAUGUAAAACCAAAUCUUUUCAACCCACAAUUGCCAUUUGAACACCUGAUGCCACCGCAACCCAAAAGGCACAACCCAGGAAGCAUAGAGUACAACCCUUCAAUGCACACGAACCCGUUUCUUGAUUCGGGUCCAACUCCGAACCCACUUCAAUUGCUUCAAAAAUCUUCAUCAAUGAAGAAAAUGGUAGCCAUUAAUCAUCAUCAUCAGCAGCAUCAGCAAGGGAUCAUUGACCAGCUUUUCAAAGCAGCAGAUUUGAUCCAAUCCGGGAACAAUCCGAUACUCGCGCAAGGGAUAUUGGCGCGGCUCAAUCAUCAGCUUUCACCAGUCGGUAAGCCUUUCGAAAGGGCAGCUUUUUAUUUCAAAGAAGCUCUUCAAUUACUCACACACUCGAUACUCAACAAUAUUAAUCCCCAAACUACCCCUACCGCUUCACCUUUUAGUUUAAUCUUCAAGAUCGGUGCUUACAAAUCAUUCUCAGAGAUCUCCCCUUUCAUUCAGUUCGCUAAUUUCACUUGUAAUCAAGCAUUACUUGAAUCACUUAAUGGGUUUGAUCAGAUUCACAUCAUCGAUUUCGAUAUUGGUUAUGGAGGUCAAUGGGCUUCACUUAUGCAAGAGCUUGCUUUACGUAACAAUGGCGUUUCCUCGUUAAAAAUCACAGCUUUUGCUUCACCUUCAAGCCACGACCAGCUGGAAUUAGGGUUAACCCGAGAGAAUUUGAUCCAUUUCGCUAGUGAAAUCAACGUUGGAUUUGACUUUGAGAUUGUUAACAUCGACGUUCUUGCUUCUUCUUCAUGGUCGUUACCCUUUCAUGUAUCUGACAACGAAGCCAUUGCUGUGAACCUACCAAUUCAUGUCUUCUCAAAUCACCAAACCCAAAUCCCUUCAGUUCUCCGAUUCGUGAAAAAUCUAUCUCCCAAAAUCGUUGUAUCUGUUGACCGAGGGUGCGAUAGAACCGAUUUACCAUUUUCUAAUCACUUGAUUCACGCCCUUCAAUCGUAUUCAAACCUGCUUGAAUCCCUCGACGCUGGGAACAUGACCCACGACUUGUUGCAGAAAAUCGAGCGGUUCUUGAUUCAACCAGCUAUUGAAAAGAUCGUUUUGGGUCGGUUUCUUUUCCCUGAAAAGACUCAGCAUUGGCGAAAUCUGUUCUUAUCUGCUGGUUUUUCGCCAUUGAUGUUCAGUAAUUUUACAGAAAGUCAAGCAGAGUGUUUGGUGAAGAGGACUCCUGUUCGUGAAUUCCAUGUGGAGAAGAGACAAUCGUUGCUUGUGCUUUGCUGGCAACGUCGAGAGCUCGUGUCGGCUUCUGCUUGGAGGUGCUGA
Molecule: messenger RNA, 2016 nt
Organism: Lactuca virosa
Lineage: Eukaryota; Viridiplantae; Streptophyta; Magnoliopsida; Asterales; Asteraceae
Source: the annotation of a GenBank genome assembly